AUGGUAGUAGUUACUUUUGUUACAGGAAAUAAGAAUAAAUUAGCUGAAGUUCAAGCAAUAUUAGCUGAUGUAUUACCUAAUUUAAAAUCUGAAGAGCUCGAUUGUGUGUAUUAAAUAAAUAUAAAUUGAAAUAAAUUAUUUUUUUGUUUUUGAUUUAUUUAAGGCCCCCCCCCCCCCUUAGAAAGUCGAAUUUUUCAAGGGAAUAUCGAAGUUGAGUUUUUAUCACAGGAAGAUGCAGCGAAGCUUCCUCUUUCAGAAUAUAUAUAGCUUUUUGGAAAAUGAGCAGAUUUUCAAAGACUUAUAUAAAACUUUGACUCUACUAUCAUAUUUUCGGAGAAAUUUUCGUGAUUUUUCAGGUAUUUCAGUUUUGGAAAAAUUGCGUUGCCACUUGCAUUAGCGUUGAGUAGAACACUUUUAUAUUACCCAGCAUGUCAGAUGGCGUUAGUUACCUUCAUCUCUUACGUAGUCUAAAACGAUCCACUGGAAUGAAUUAAUAAUAUCCCAUUGUAAUAUGAUUUUUUCUGGAUUUGAAUGAAAAAAUCCAGUUCUAAAAUUUCUUUAGCGCUCUUCUCAAAAUACGGUUUCCAGACAGAAAAAUUGAAAUAACUCCGUCCUGUUUCAAGCUAUAACCAAUAAUUUUCUUUUGUUUUAAAGGUCUUAGUGAGAGUAAAUUUUUGUCCGAACGGAUUUUUUAUAGUUGGUUCCUGGGCUGAGAAAAGUGGGAUUUACUGUCGUUGGACCACCAUUUUUUAUGCUAAUUUUAAGACCAUCCCACUAAAAUGCUCAUAAAAAAUGAAUGAGAUUGAAUUUCAAAAUUCUGUUCGGACAAAAGUUGCGUACUCACAUUGGCUUUAAUUUGACACCAACCCGAGCUCUCUACCCCAUCUUACGACAAAGUUAUAUCGAUUCUUCUGAAGGUCAAAAAUGACCUGUGAAUCAGCUAGAAAUCCGGUCUAGUGCGACCAAUCGAGCUGAAAUUUUUACCAGAAGCGUAUCUCUCCAAGAUCACUCAUUCCUGAAAAUUUCAGCCCAAAAGGACCAUCUGAAGUGGAAAAUCGUUUCUGAGGGGGGGGGGGG
This is a messenger RNA of Rotaria sordida, 1077 nucleotides long. Lineage: Eukaryota; Metazoa; Rotifera; Eurotatoria; Philodinida; Philodinidae. The record is from the annotation of a GenBank genome assembly.